Messenger RNA from Rhinolophus ferrumequinum (greater horseshoe bat), 1799 nucleotides. RefSeq names its product olfactomedin like 3 (gene OLFML3). The record is from RefSeq and is a predicted model, not a curated record. Lineage: Eukaryota; Metazoa; Chordata; Mammalia; Chiroptera; Rhinolophidae. The transcript is spliced from 3 exons. Gene Ontology annotation, biological process: signal transduction. Bases 108 to 1328 code for a protein of 406 amino acids.
GGCCCCGCCCCCACCCCGCCUCCCAAGCUGACCCGCGGGCUUGAGUGGGAGAAGCCGCCUGCACACACGAAGGCACACUCCUACUCUGGCUCCCCUUUCCCGCUGCCAUGGGACCCUGCACCGCUCUCCUUGUCUUGCUCCUGUUGUCCUGGGCAGGACCCCUUCAGGGACAGCAGCACCACCUCAUGGAGUACAUGGAGCGCAGACUAGCCGCCUUAGAGGAACGGCUGGCCCAGUGCCAGGACCAGAGCAGUCGCCAUGCUGCUGAGCUGCGGGACUUCAAGAACAAGAUGCUGCCACUGCUGGAGGUGGCUGAGAAGGAGCGGGAGACCCUCAGAACCGAGGCUGACACCAUCGCGGGGAGAGUGGACCGUCUAGAGCGGGAGGUGGACUAUCUGGAGACCCAGAACCCAGCUCUACCCUGUGUAGAAGUUGAUGAGAAGGUGACUGGAGGCCCUGGGACCAAAGGCAAAGGCAGAAGAAAUGAGAAGUAUGACAUGGUGACAGACUGUGGCUACACAAUCUCUCAGGUGAGAUCAAUGAAGAUCCUGAAGCGGUUUGGUGGCCCAGCUGGUCUGUGGACCAAGGAUCCAUUGGGGCCAACAGAGAAGAUCUUCGUGUUGGAUGGGACACAGAAUGAUACAGCCUUCGUCUUCCCACGGCUGCGUGACUUCACCCUUGCCAUGGCUGCCCGGAAGGCUUCCAGAAUCCGGGUGCCCUUCCCCUGGGUAGGCACAGGGCAGCUGGUAUAUGGCGGCUUUCUUUAUUAUGCCCGGAGGCCUCCUGGAGGACCUGGAGGGGGUGGUGAUUUGGAGACCACUUUGCAGCUCAUCAAAUUCCACCUGGCCAACCGAACAGUGGUGGACAGUUCCGUAUUCCCUGCGGAGGGUCUGAUCCCCCCCUACGGGCUGACAUCAGACACGUACAUCGACCUGGCCGCUGACGAGGAGGGCCUUUGGGCGGUCUAUGCCACUCGGGAGGAUGACAGGCACUUGUGUCUGGCCAAGUUAGACCCCCAGACACUGGACACAGAGCAGCAGUGGGACACCCCAUGUCCCAGAGAGAAUGCUGAGGCUGCCUUCGUCAUCUGUGGGACCCUGUAUGUCGUCUACAACACGCGCCCGGCCAGUCGGGCCCGCGUCCAGUGCUCCUUUGAUGCCAGCGGCACCCUGACCCCUGAAAGGGCAGCGCUCCCGUAUUUCCCACGCCGAUAUGGUGCCCAUGCCAGCCUCCGUUAUAACCCGCGCGAGCGCCAGCUCUAUGCCUGGGAUGAUGGCUACCAGAUUGUCUAUAAGCUGGAGAUGAGGAAGAAAGAGGAAGAAGUUUGAGGAGGUAGCCUUGGGUUUUGAAUCUCUCUCACACCCAUACAUUUAUAUCCCUAAUUUCCUGCUCCUCAUUCUCCACACGUGGGCAAGUUGUGGUUCAAAUCCCAUAUUUUUAGCGAAUGGAAGCCAAAUUCUCACGGCCCUUCAUUUCAUAUGGGACACUGGAUCUUGAGUUAUCCUUUUAGAGCUAAGAGAGAAAACCCUGAAAGUUCACUCCUUCUCCUGCCCCAGGCCAACACACUUCAGGCCAGUCAAAGACAACCCAGGCCCACAGCUCUGACCAUGGCAUGGGGGCAACCCCACGGAACAGGCAACAGAGUAUUUCUUGUGUCAGUUUGAAUCAGGGGAGAGAAGAGUAAGAGAAGGAGACUUUCAACUCUGACCCCCUUCUCCCUUUAGUGCCCUCAAGAAUGGGACUUUUUGCACCUCAUUUUGUAUUGCAACAUGUUGCAUUAAAAAGAAAAUCCACCGCUC